AUGUCUCAGUAUCUCGUACUAAGUUCGUUCAUUGCAUUUGUUCUAAUUUCAAUCAUUUAUUGUGAUACAAGUGUUAUUCGAGUUGUGAACAGUGGUUCAACAAAUACAGAUGGCUUCGAUAUCAAAAUAACACGUGACGGUAUAACAAAAUGGAUUGUGUACCCUCGUUCUCGUCCAUUUGGUAACAAUAAUUAUCAACCAACAGAAAAAGGAUUCAAAUUAUCACAAGAAUUUACGAACACAUUAUUCAAUCAAAUCGAAGGUACCAUGCCACUAAAUCAAUAUCCGGACACACGUUGUAUCAAAAGUGCAUCAUUUGGUUCCACACUUCGCGUUUCAUACAACGAUCAAACAUCACCCGAUUUAACUUGUCCAAUUGACGAUGAAAAAUUGGCAACAUUAUAUACACUAGUACGCGAUCUCAUAAAAAAAUUAUAUAUUAAUUAA
Didymodactylos carnosus is the source of this 447-nucleotide messenger RNA. The record is from the annotation of a GenBank genome assembly. NCBI's taxonomy places the organism in Eukaryota, Metazoa, Rotifera, Eurotatoria, Philodinida, Philodinidae.